ACUCACAGAUGUCUAUGAAUUUGACCCCGAAGCUCGUGUCCGGAGCAGAAGGAGAGUGUGGUGUAGGGCUAGGCCCUUAGUUUUUGAUCUUCGUCUGUUAAUAUAGUGUAAAAUGGGCACAUAAGAGAGUGUUACAAACAUACGUUCGAGUUCAAAGUCAAAGCGCCGUAAGUUAAAAUUGUUGAAAAGUGAAAUAUUAGCAUAGAGAAAAAUGGCUAAUCCGAAUCGCGAAAGUGUUAGCACCCGUUUCUCGGACAAUUACGACCUUAAAGAGGAACUAGGGAAAGGAGCCUUUUCAAUAGUGAGACGUGCUGUUCAAAAAUCUACUGGCUAUGAAUUUGCAGCGAAGAUUAUCAAUACUAAAAAACUCUCAGCUAGAGAUUUUCAGAAACUGGAACGAGAGGCUAGAAUUUGUCGAAAAUUGCAGCAUCCUAAUAUUGUUAGACUUCAUGACUCCAUCCAAGAGGAGCAUUUUCACUAUCUCGUCUUUGAUUUAGUAACUGGUGGAGAAUUAUUUGAAGAUAUUGUAGCGCGAGAGUUUUACUCUGAAGCUGAUGCUUCUCAUUGCAUUCAGCAGAUUUUGGAGUCAGUGCAUCACUGCCACCACAACGGCGUGGUCCACAGGGAUUUGAAACCCGAAAAUUUAUUGCUUGCAAGCAAGGCUAAAGGAGCAGCUGUAAAACUUGCUGAUUUCGGUUUAGCAAUUGAAGUACAAGGUGACCAACAAGCAUGGUUUGGUUUUGCCGGAACUCCUGGUUAUUUAUCUCCAGAAGUGCUAAAGAAGGAACCUUACGGGAAACCUGUAGAUAUCUGGGCUUGUGGUGUUAUUCUGUAUAUUUUGCUUGUUGGCUAUCCCCCAUUUUGGGAUGAGGAUCAACACCGAUUAUAUGGGCAGAUUAAAGCGGGAGCUUAUGAUUACCCCUCCCCCGAAUGGGACACCGUAACACCUGAGGCGAAAAGCCUUAUAAAUCAGAUGUUAACUGUAAACCCAAGUAAGAGAAUCACAGCUUCCGAAGCUCUUAAGCAUCCGUGGAUCUGCCACCGCGAACGCGUUGCUUCAGUUAUGCACAGGCAAGAAACUGUGGACUGCUUGAAGAAGUUCAAUGCUCGCCGCAAACUGAAAGGAGCGAUUUUAACCACCAUGCUUGCGACACGCAACUUCUCUGGAAAAUCAAUGGUAAACAAGAAGGGAGAUGGAUCUCAAGUCAAAGAAUCGACUGACAGCAGUACUACUUUGGAGGAUGAGGAUUUAGACAAAGAUAAGAAGGGAGUAGACAGAGCGUGUACAGUCAUUUCAAAAGACCACGAAGAAGAAGCGCUUACAAAAGCUGAUUCAUUUGGAAAAGCCCGUGGCGACAGUAAUGCUUCUCUUCGCCGUGCCGAAGUGAUUAAGGUCACUGAAGUCCUUAUAGAUGCUGUAAACAACGGAGACUACGAUACAUAUUCAAAACUUUGUGAUCCUAAUGUGACUGCAUUUGAUCCUGAUGCACUGGGCAAUUUGGUGGAGGGUGUAGAAUUCCAUAAAUUCUUUAUCGAUAAUACUCCAGCACACGUUAAGACCAAUACUACAAUCCUAAACCCCAGGGUGCACUUGCUCGGUGAUGACGUAGCGGUGAUUGCGUACGUGUGUUUAACGCAGAGCGUCGAUGCAGAAGGGCGACGUGAAACUCACCAAUCGCAGGAAACUCGCAUAUGGCACAAACGCCACAACAAGUGGAUAGCUGUCCACUUCCAUCGCUCCUAACUAGUCCCCUCCCAUGUCAAGUUGCCACAAAUUCAAAGUUCUAAAAAGCAAGCCCUGUGUAAUGGUGUGGCUAUCAAAACGAUUGUCACCUUUCAUGGUGAUGAAUGAGUGCGCACAUCACACUCCUAUGGCAACAGUACAAGAUUAUAUUUGAAACUUAAUAUUCAAUUCCGCUAUGAAAAUUACACGAAUUUUAUUAGAAUUCUUUUGUAAUCUCAAGGAAUUAAGUUAAUAUUUAGAUAAAUAUUUAUGUCAAUGUAAACAAUUCAAAAGCUAUAUCUAAUAAUGUAAUAGUUAUCGAACUAAAAAGGCAGUAAUGUGGCUAAAAUGUGAUACCGUUGAAUUGUUCAGUGCUUGAUGCUAGUUGAUAGCUCGUAGAAUGUAAAAUAACUCUGAUCUCCGCCACAAUCGAAUAAUACCAUCGAAAAUCUCAUUAUAAUUGACAUCAAAGAAAUCUCAGGAAAUAAACAGAUCUGAUAAAAGUGAAUCUAUGUCAUAGGUGAAUAUGUGAAAUGCAGAAAUUUUAAACAUUUCGAGUUUUUAGCACAUUUCUCAAUAAGUCUCUCUACAUUUUUAACUAUGAAUGUUUUGUCGUGCUUAAAAAGGUGUUCUAUUUGUUAUUGAAUACCUAGAUAAUAAGACUUAAGAAUUAUUGCUGCAGUUAUUGGCACUACAUGUUGCAAUACUAAGACAAAUUUAGUAGUGUAUUAAAAUAUUUUAAAACUAUAGAAUAUAUUAGUUCUCAAUAACUAUCUAGUUUUAGCUAGUGCGGAUUUGUUAUAAUGUUUUAAGUGAAUUAUAUCAAUUUUGUCAAUUUUUAGAUUUAAAUCCUGUUAUUUCAGCUUGAAUAAAUACAGGUCCUAUAUAUGAUAGUAAUAAACACCUCAUAUCUUUAUAAUAUCAUUGAUUUUGCAAUAAUAUUUACUUAAGAAUAACAUUUGUGUGGCAGUUUGUACUUAUAUAUUUUAUUGUGAUGAAGCUAUGUGUCCUAAUUACAUGAAUUUAAUGUAAAAUGCAUUAAUUUUGCUGAUUUGCUUAUAGAAAAGCUAUAAGCCAAUAUCCUUACUGAUAAAUUAUUGUUUAUUAGAAUUGUAAUUAGAUAUAAAAAGAAAUUUAUUGUUUUUUUACAAGUUUUAUAAAAAAAAUACUUUAGUAUAGUUAGCAAAACUUAAUUUUAGUAAACCUGAAAUGUUGUAAAUUGUGACCAAAUGUUACACACAAGUGGUCAUAGUGAAUUAUAAUAUGCAGUAUAAACCAGAGUACAUAUUUGUGCCAUUAACUUUUGAAAUUAGUGCCAAUAACUGUAAAAAAAAAACUAAAAUUUAUUCUAGUCUUUAUUGUUACGCAUACAUAUAUCUAGUAUUAAUCAAUGUUUUAAAAAAUUAAUUUUUAUUAUACAUGCAUUCUGUAUGUACAUAGAUAUAUUAAUUUGCACAUUAUUUGUUUGAGUGUUUUCAAUUUUGGU
This is a messenger RNA of Papilio xuthus (Asian swallowtail), 3209 nucleotides long. It is a transcript of the gene CaMKII, whose product is annotated as Calcium/calmodulin-dependent protein kinase II. Gene Ontology annotation, molecular function: ATP binding; calmodulin binding; calcium/calmodulin-dependent protein kinase activity. Lineage: Eukaryota; Metazoa; Arthropoda; Insecta; Lepidoptera; Papilionidae. Gene Ontology annotation, biological process: protein phosphorylation. The transcript has 2 exons. The record is from RefSeq and is a predicted model, not a curated record. Bases 212 to 1744 code for a protein of 510 amino acids.